UUUCGAAGGCCUGUUGUUGCUGGCUUGGCAGGUUUGUUUCCCCUGGAUAUACAUUGUAAUACAAGAAGUGUAUGUUCAAUAACAAGUGGAACUAUGGCAAAGCUCCUUGGUUUAGAUAAAGUAGCAAGACUUUUUCAAAUUAUCAAAACAAAUGGUGGCAUAAGAUCCAGCUUAUACAAACUAUACAGGUUCGACGAUUUGAGGCUGGGAGUUUUGGUCGGCUCGGACAAAUACGGCAACAAGUACUUCGAAAACGACAUGUACUUUGUCGGCCGCAACCGCUGGGUGGAGUACGCCCCGGCCGUGGGCACCGACUACGACGGCAGUAUGGUGCCGCCCGAGUGGUUCGGCUGGUUGCACCACAAGACGGAUGAGCCGCCCACUGUGAAGCCGCCCGUCAGCCAUCCGUGGAUGUUGAACCACGAGGCGAAUCCGUCGGGAUCGACGGACGCGUACUACCCUUACACCACCACCAAACCCAAGAUUCAGGCCUGGGUGGCCGCCCAAGAAACA
Molecule: messenger RNA, 513 nt
Organism: Pollicipes pollicipes
Lineage: Eukaryota; Metazoa; Arthropoda; Thecostraca; Pollicipedomorpha; Pollicipedidae
Product: putative NADH dehydrogenase [ubiquinone] 1 alpha subcomplex subunit 12
Biological process (GO): response to oxidative stress
Cellular component (GO): respiratory chain complex I; membrane
Source: RefSeq, a predicted model, not a curated record